This is a messenger RNA of Fusarium musae, 1764 nucleotides long. RefSeq lists its product as uncharacterized. NCBI's taxonomy places the organism in Eukaryota, Fungi, Ascomycota, Sordariomycetes, Hypocreales, Nectriaceae. The record is from RefSeq and is a predicted model, not a curated record. Gene Ontology annotation, molecular function: protein binding. The transcript is spliced from 2 exons. The coding region runs from base 1 to 1764 and encodes 587 amino acids.
AUGCUGAGAGGGCGACCUCGAUCGAGAGGAAAUUCACCACUUCGUUCUCCUGAGACGCAUGACUCGGCGACAGGCAGGAGACCCAGCUAUUCCGGCGCUGGUAAUUCGCAGCCUUCCUCUCGAAGGCACUCUGUCAAAUCUCCAGAGCAAAAGGAGGCCAGACCUACCGAGAAACCCGCUGAGAAUGAACCAAAGAAGAAAGGCUUUGACUUUAUGAAACAUUUCCCUCAAGCUGUCGCUGCAUACGCUGGCAUCCAAGCGCUGGGGAAACACGCCGACACAGCCAAAGAAUGGACAGAUUGGUUCAUGAAGCUUCAAAAGACCCCCGAGGAGAUCCAUGAACUGUCCGCCAAAGCGACAACAGCAAGAGACACUAUCACCCAGAUCCAGAACACACUGGAAGCACGACCUGACAUCAUCGAGGGAGAUGAUGCGAGGCCCAUGAGGAGGCAGAUUGAUGAAGCAAUCAGGAAUGCCACAGCCGCACUGGACGAAAUGACUAAACUGCUUCAAGAGAUUAGCAGUGAUGGGCUCGAGGGGACGAUGUUUGGUGGCCUUGAGGAGUUUUAUAACUCUUACAAGUAUAAGGAUGAGUGGGAGGAGAAGAUCAAACUGGCUGAUGGUGAGCUGGAGAAGCAGUUAGCGGCUCUCAGCAAGCUAAUGAUCAACAUUUACUCGCGUGCUCUAAUGAAGCCUGCUCCUCCGGGAUUUGACAAUCCAGUACCCCCGCCAGCUCCAGGGCAGUCUUCAGAUUCUCCUUAUGCACGACGGUCAAGCACAGCACAACAUAGUUCAAAGUCCAGGGCGGGCUCAAUUGAUUUGGACCCUCCUCCCGUGGGUCGAUAUCGGAAGUCAGUCGACGAGGACGCCGCGAGGUCCGUGCCCUCUGAUGUGUCAACUGAGCCCAAGGUUGAGACUGCGAAGGUCGCGGCGCCGGAGGAAAAGCCAAUGCAACCUGAGAAUGAUGCUGGUGAACCUGAGGCUCAGCAUGAUACCGGUGAAGCUCCUCCACAUUCUCCCAAGGGUGUCAAGCUCAAGGUUGACGAUGACCUGGCUGAUCUCCCAACACCAUCACCCAAGGCCGAACCUGCACAACCAGUAGAGGUACCAAAAGUGCCAGAGGUACCAUUGAAGAAAGAAGAGCCCACAGGCAUCAAACCCGCGCAACCGACACUAAUGGAAGCUAAGCCUCCAAAGCCACCAGCGCCCAUAGAAGACCCCGAAGAAAUCCUCCUCGAUGCAGCAUGGAACGGCGAUAUACAAGCCUGCAACUCCGCCCUCCGCCACGCCUCCCCCUCAACCCGCGACCAAAAUGGCUUCACCCCCCUCCAUCUCGCCGCAGAACGCGACCACCUUGCCAUAGCAAUGCUCCUCCUCGACUCCUCCGCGAACCCUAACGCGCGCGCCAACGGUGGUCGCACACCCCUCCACCUCGCAGCGCGGUACGCAUCAGCCGCACUCGUUGAACUUCUAGUCGACGACGCUCACGCUGAUCCGAAUGCUCGUACGACUGAUGGACGGACGCCGUUGCACUAUGCUGCUAGUGUGGCGGAGGAUGGGGAUGAUGAGAAGAGGGAAGUUAUUCGGGUGUUGAGGGAUUGGAAGGCGGAUCCGACGAUUAAGGAUAAUAAGGGGAGGACGGCGAGGGAUGUGGCGCAGAAGAGAGACUUUUGGGAUGUUUCGGCGACGUUGAGGAGGGCGGAGAAGAGGUGGGAGGAGGAGCAUCAUCAGAAUUGGUUUCAGAGACAUGGACUCAAGCGAUGA